AUGUCAUCUUCUCUCGAAUCACUCUCUGUUGGUUUUUCUUUUACGAAAACAGUCCAUCGAACUCCUUACCCUGCCAUCUCGCCUUUUAGGGACGAGCUUUCGCAGACUGGAAAGACAGUCCUCAUUACAGGUGGCCAUACAGGCAUUGGAUUCGCUAUCGCGAGAGCUUUUGCGAAGGCUGACGCAAGAAGAAUCAUCAUUGUCGCACGUCGCUCCAGCGUCGUCAAUUCCGCUGCCUCACUCCUUGGGACGGAGUUUCCAAAGCAGAGCCUAUCCAAGGAAGAUAUCUUUGUGGAUGUUCUUGUGUUAAAUGCAGCGAAGUUGUCGACGCAACCCAUUCUUGAGUCAGGCAGAGAUGCGGUCUGGAGCGAGUAUUUGCUGAACACACGGACAACUCUGGACUUCACUGAACGACUCUACAGACAGGCAAACUCCAAAGGUCGCCGGAAGGCUGUCGUCAACUUGAGUUCAAUGUCCAUCCACGACACCAAAUUGACUGGAAACCAACCCAGUUACGGAGCAAGCAAAAGUGCAGGCACCAUGCUACUACAGCGAAUUGCCAAGGAUGUGUUGCCUGAUGACUUGCAAAUCCUUAGCUACCACCCAGGUGGCGUUUACACGGAGCUGAUGGAAAAGGCUGGCGCCAGCCGGGAUGCCUACCCGUGGGACCAUGAGGAUUUACCUGGACAGUUUGCUGUCUGGGCAGCGUCAGACGAAGCGAAAUUCCUUCAUGGCAGAUUUGUGUGGGCAAAGUGGGAUGUGGCCGAGUUACGUGAAGGACCUAUUCGGGAACGUCUGGAUAACGAUCCGGAUUUUCUCACAGUCGGCGUCAUUGGCCUUUAG
This is a messenger RNA of Colletotrichum truncatum, 843 nucleotides long. The record is from RefSeq and is a predicted model, not a curated record. NCBI's taxonomy places the organism in Eukaryota, Fungi, Ascomycota, Sordariomycetes, Glomerellales, Glomerellaceae.